This is a messenger RNA of Henningerozyma blattae CBS 6284, 2466 nucleotides long. RefSeq names its product bifunctional glycerol-3-phosphate/glycerone-phosphate O-acyltransferase GPT2 (gene GPT2). Gene Ontology annotation, biological process: phospholipid biosynthetic process. Lineage: Eukaryota; Fungi; Ascomycota; Saccharomycetes; Saccharomycetales; Saccharomycetaceae. The transcript has a single exon. Bases 1 to 2466 code for a protein of 821 amino acids. The record is from RefSeq and is a predicted model, not a curated record. Gene Ontology annotation, molecular function: glycerol-3-phosphate O-acyltransferase activity; glycerone-phosphate O-acyltransferase activity. Gene Ontology annotation, cellular component: endoplasmic reticulum membrane.
AUGACUAAAGAAGAUACCAAAGACAAAGGCGUGUCAAACAUAGCAGCACCAUCUACUCAUGUUCCUGAGAAGGAUAUACAUUCAUAUAAGAACCCCUAUAAUGGGUUCCAUUAUACUUUCAAAACUUGGCUAUAUGAUUUAGUCCUAUUAUGUUUUAAUGUUAUGUAUUCCACUUUUUUCAAACAAAUUGAAAUUAGAGGUGGUCACAACGUUCCACCAAUUGGUAUUCCAACCAUCUUAGUGUGUGCUCCACAUGCAAAUCAAUUCAUUGAUCCAUCUUUAGUCAUGUUAAAGACAAGAAACUUGAAGGGGAAAAGAUCAAGACAAACAUGUUUUAUCGUGGCAGAGUCUUCUUUAAAGAAAAGAUUUGUAUCAGAAUUUGCUCAAUUGACUGGUUCUAUUCCUGUACCAAGACCACAAGAUAAUUUGAAAUAUUUUUUCCAUAAGGAAACUAAUACUCAACUGAAAAUUAAAUGUCUGGAUCCAAUUGAUAACCCAACUCAAUUAAUAGUUUAUGAUGAAACUGGAGAAUCUAGAGAAAAUUUAUUGGAUGGGAUCACUAAAAAGGCAUUAAUUGGGUUGCCUGACUAUUUAGGUAAUUCCAAAAUUCAAUCCAUUGAUCCUUCGAAAAAUUUAAUUGAAUUACAAAAACCUUUUAAUAUGUCAAAUCUAAAGACUUAUACUCGUUUAACUGAAGGGACUUAUUUCAAAUAUGCUCCUCAUAUUGAUAAUACACAAGUUUUCCAAAACGUUUUCAAUCAUUUACAGACUAAAGGUUGUGUGGGUAUUUUCCCAGAAGGUGGAUCUCAUGAUAGACCUUCUUUAUUACCCAUUAAAGCAGGUGUGGCAAUCAUGGCUCUUGGUGCUGUUGCUGCUAAUCCGGAAUUGAAAGUGGCAGUCUUACCUUGUGGGUUAAAUUAUUUCCAUAGAGAAAAGUUUAGAUCUUCUGCUGUAAUUGAAUAUGGGGAACCAAUUAUUGUCGAUGGGAAAAUGGGUCAAGAAUAUAUUGAUAAUCCAAGAGAUUCUGUUUCCCAGUUAUUGGAUCAAGUUACAAACGCUUUAUUUUCUUUAACUGUUAAUGCUCCAGAUUAUGACACUUUAAUGACAAUCCAAGCCUGUAGGAGAUUGUAUAAAUUACCAACUGUGUCUUCUUCUGAUACUAUUACUACAUCUUCUUCAUCUACUUCAUUGGCUUCAGAUUCAUCUCUGUCACAAAAUAGGAAAAAAUUGAAAAGAUCAUCAUCAUUUUCAUCAAGUAUUUCUUCUACUCUUUCAUCUUUUAAUAUUAAUAAAACAAAUUCUCGUAUGAAUUCUUUACCUGUUAUUGUAGAAUUAAAUAGAAGAAUGUUACAAGGUUAUAAAAAAUAUAAAAAUGAUCCAAAGAUUCAAAAUUUAGUUUCUGAUGUGAAAAUUUAUAAUGAAAAAUUAUAUUCAAUUGGGUUAAAAGAUCAUCAAAUUAAUAAAUUAGAUUCAGAUUCAAAUCUAUUGAACAAAUUUAGAUUGAUUUUAAUUCUUUUAACAAGAUUGUUGAAAUUAUUCAUAUUGACACUUUUAUCUUUACCUGGUUCUAUUAUCUUUAGUCCGGUCUUUAUUACAAGUCAAAUUAUUUCACAUAAAAAGGCAAAAGAAGGUUUAAGUAAAUCAUUAGUUAAAAUUAAAGGUACUGAUUUAUUAGCUACUUGGAAAUUAUUAGUUGCAUUAGCUAUGGCCCCCAUCCUUUAUUUGAGUUAUUCAGUCAUUUUAUUGUAUCUUUUAAAUUCUGGAAAUUAUUAUUUGUCCAAAAUUUAUAUUUUAAAUUCCAAUUCUAUUAUAAUUCAAUUCAUGUAUUUCUUCAGUUUAUUGAUAAUAACAAGUUAUUCAAGUUUAAAAGCUGGUGAUAGUGGAUUUAAAAUUUUAUAUUCAUUAAAACCCUUAGUUAUAUCAUUAAUUUCACCACAGAAGAAAAUUAAUAAUUUGAAAAAAUUAAGAAAUGAUUUAUCCAAUAAAAUUACUACAAUCUGUAAUGAAUUAGGUCCCAGUGUGUUCCCUGAUUUUGAUAAGAUCAUUGAAUCAUCAAUUAAUAAUCAAUCCUUGGAAGCUCCAAAUACUACAACAAGAGACUUGUUCAGAAUUUCCAAGAAAAAACACAGAAAAAGAUCAAGUUCUGCUUCUUCUCAAAUUUCAAAUGCAUUAUCUACUGUUAAUUCAAGAGGUUCAUUAACGGAUGUUCCAUUAUUUGCUGAUAAUACGUUUACUAAAUAUAAUAAUUCUUUAUCGUCAUCAUCAAAUAUCACUACUGAUGAUGAUGAUGAUGACGAUGAUCAUAUUAGUAUUCAUAGAAGAGAUGUUUUAUCAUCGUUAGAUACGAAAAAUAUUGCACCAAAUGAUGGAGAUGGAGAUGGAGAACCAAUUAAAGAAACCAAGAUUAGUCAAAUGGUAAGGAAAAAAUGGGAAACUGAAGAAAUUGUAGAUGACGGAGAAGACUAA